Messenger RNA from Aphanomyces astaci, 1122 nucleotides. RefSeq lists its product as hypothetical. The record is from RefSeq and is a predicted model, not a curated record. NCBI's taxonomy places the organism in Eukaryota, Oomycota, Saprolegniomycetes, Saprolegniales, Verrucalvaceae. The coding region runs from base 1 to 1122 and encodes 373 amino acids. The transcript has 2 exons.
AUGGAUGCCGAAAAAACGCGUGGAACGAGUGUCACGUUCGAAAACCAAUCCCGUGUUGAAGAAAGCAGCGAGGCAUCGGUGGCUUGGUGUACACAUCCGCCUGGCGAGAUUCCAACGCUGGUCCAAGUCAACGUGCCGGGUGCAUUAGAUCCAUCAACGAUGUUGUACACUGGCAACCUGGUUGAGAGGGGCAAAGUACCUCAAGCUUUGCCCGAUUACGCCCACAUCGGUGUUGUUUCGAGUGCUUUUGGCCUUCGUAUGCGCCAACACUUGAGCUUCACAUGUAUUGCACGUGCUCUAUUGCAGCGAUGGCAACUUGAAGAUAAUGGAGAUCACGACCCACGAAGUGUCGCCACUGCAACGAGCGCCAUACAACUACGAAUGGUUCUGCACGGUGAAGGGGGUACUGGAAAGUCGCAUGUCAUCGCUGCUGUGCAAGCGUUUUGUAACUCGUGGAAGAGACCAUUCAGCAUUGCCAAAACCGCAAUGACUGGCAAGGCCGCCGUCUCAAUCAACGGAGUUACGUUGCAUAGCUGGAUUGGUAUGCACAACUUGACCCCAAGCACUGUUCACGAGGCGAAAGAAGCCGACGAGAAAGGCGUACCUAGCUACACGGAAGAUCUCAAGCUACUCCUGGUGGACGAAAUGUCCAUGAUGAACAAACAACAGUUGGUUCGACUCGACAAGGCACUUCGUGCACGGACGAAGCUGGACUUGCCCUUCGACUACCAUGUCGGCCGAAAGAAGGCCGCAAUGACAAGAACGUCCAGGGAGGAAGAACAGAACAUCCAAAUGGAAAACGACGAUGGUCGCACUGAGCCUGAUGACUUCGACGACAUUGACUUUGAAAACGCACUCCUGGUUGCCAGCAGACAUCCAGCAACCAGGCACUUGAACUGUGAUGAUGCAUGCGAUACCACAUCGGAAUUGUAUCAAGCAGUAUCAUCGUCGGAGAUGAACAACCAAGUCAAGUAUCCAACAACGACGCCAAUUGAUGCGGAUAUGGCAACAUUGGUUGGUGGUCAGUCCCUCGACGAAGCGUCAACAACAGCAUCCUCAAGUUACAUGUCCAUUUUGGGUGCUUGGGACCAGCGACUUCGUUGCCGUGAGCAGUUUGCGUAG